Molecule: messenger RNA, 696 nt
Organism: Neofelis nebulosa (Clouded leopard)
Lineage: Eukaryota; Metazoa; Chordata; Mammalia; Carnivora; Felidae
Exons: 4
Coding region: 34-696 (220 amino acids)
Cellular component (GO): membrane
Source: RefSeq, a predicted model, not a curated record
UGGCACUGAAAUUUGAGCUCUGUUCCAUUGCAGAUGCUGUUCCCUGUGCUUCUGGCCAUGCAGGACACUAUGGGGGCUAUGUACUGUGUGGUCGUUUCUUCACUGGGUCUGCUCAGCGGCCCCUUCUGUGACGCGGGCAGUGAAAACUACACCUACCCUUUCAGGAAUAACACCCUGGAGGGCAACUACUUACUCAACCAGCCCACCUGGGCCACCUGCCGGGAGCCUGAGCAUAUCGUCCUCUGGAAUGUGGUCUUGCUUUCCAUCCUUCUGGGCAUCGGUGCGGUGGAAGCCGUGCUUUGCCUUAGCCAACUUGCCAGUGGACUCUGUGACAUCUUCUGUGGUACAUGCAUCAGAAAAGGCCAGAGCCGCCUUAGCCCCUCCAAACUUGAAUUCUCCUCAGCUCAGCAAGGUCGCCACGUUCUGCUUGGAUUCUGCCCCCUGCACCACAGUCCGGAAAACACUUCUGGGCAGCAAGCUGGGCCUUCUUCUGGCACCCCUUACUGCUGCCACCCUGGAGCAGCUGGCAGAAGAGAACGGGGAUUUGGCCCCAGAGCCAAGUACAACAGAUCCCCCUCAUCCAAGCCCCCUCAUCCAUCCCCCACAUUCCAAGACCCCCAGCGGAUGCUUGAAAUGGCAGAUAGUACCUGUAUACACUGUUUUUUCCUGUACAUGCAUACCAAUGAUAAAGUUUAA